This is a messenger RNA of Gymnogyps californianus (California condor), 507 nucleotides long. Its product is annotated as urocortin-3-like. The transcript has a single exon. The coding region runs from base 1 to 507 and encodes 168 amino acids. The record is from RefSeq and is a predicted model, not a curated record. Gene Ontology annotation, molecular function: corticotropin-releasing hormone receptor 2 binding; hormone activity. Lineage: Eukaryota; Metazoa; Chordata; Aves; Accipitriformes; Cathartidae. Gene Ontology annotation, cellular component: extracellular region. Gene Ontology annotation, biological process: hormone-mediated signaling pathway; adenylate cyclase-activating G protein-coupled receptor signaling pathway; digestion.
AUGACGGGGGGGCAAUGCUCAGCUCCGGCCACGUGCUCCCCACAGGUGCUCCUGGCUGCGCUGCGCUGCAGGACGCUGCUCACCUUCCUGGUGGUCCUUGGGGCGCCGGCAAGAGCCUGGAAGGGGCCGAGCCACAAGCAGCUCCUGCCAGCCCCCCAAGCCGGGGAUGGAGGCAAGCUGAUGAGGCAGGAGACCACCGGCACUAACGAGAUGCUGCCGGGUCUCCCUGAAAUGAGGAGGGGCGACCGUGGCUCUGUGGAAGGGUCUCAUCCGGACAAAGCCAGCCUGCCGCUGCUAGAGGGGUCAGCAAGAAAAGCAUUGCCCUGGCCGAUGAGCCCAGCUGCCAAGAGACCUGCUCCCAGGAAAAAGGCAAGAAAGGUGUCCCUGUCACUUGAUGUCCCCACCCACGUACUGAAAAUCCUGCUCGACCUGGCCAGAGAGAAGGAGCUGCAGGCCAAGGCGGCCGCCAACGCCGAGCUGAUGGCCCGCCUCGGGCGCAGGAAAUAA